AUGUUCAAGUCCGGCUUGUUCGGCCGCGCGAAAGGGACAAUGGGGGAAUCGAUCGAGGUGGAGGACAGUCUCGACUUGGAGUACGACAUGUGGGACGGCCAGUUCGACUUCGUGGGUCCCCAAGGGCCGCCGCCUUUGCGCGGUAGGAUUAUAUCCGACGUGAGCUUGACUGAGGACCUGUUCACCGGUGCACCGCUGACGCCCCACCUGACGAACGGGGUAAACGGCGGAAAGAAGACCGCCGCCCAUCAGUGGUGUGACAAUUUGUCGGAUCAAGUGCAGCUCCUGCAGCAACAGGUGACUUCCUUAGCGGACACGCAGAGCACCGCCGACGACAGGUACGCGAGGGCGAAGGCCGACAACGCAGUGCUGCAGGCCAGGGUCCACAUGCUGGACGAACAAAUUAGAGAGAUCGAGAGCCGUUGCGAGGAGCGGAUAGCGGAGGAGCAGAAGCGAUGCCGUGAGGCCAUCGCUCGCGUGGAAAGGGACCGAGAAGCCCAACUGGCGGCAAUCAGCGAUCGCCUGGCCGCCGCCGAAAACGAGGCCUCAGAUCUCAAGCAGGAGGUGGGCCGUUUGCGCGGCGUCGCGGAAACUCUACGCGCCAACGGCGAGGCGGCGACGCGGGCGCAGCGAGAGGCGCAAGAGGCGGUCGGCGAGCUGACGGCCGCGCUCAACGCCUCGCGGGAGGCGGAGAGGCGCGAGAGGGCGGCGGGCGCGACGCUCAGGGCGCAGCUGGCGAGCGCCGAGCGCGAAUUGCGGCGGGCGCGCGACGCAACGCCCCCUCCGCCCGACCCGCGCCUCGACGAGCUACGCGAGGAGCUCGCGCUGCUGCGCACGCAGAACAGAUCGCUUUCCGAGGCGCAGGAAGAGCUGCAAGCGCAAAUACUGACACGUGGCGUGGAGGAAGGCCGCAGCCUACUUAACGUCAGCGGCCCGCUAGUGGCCAACUCUCUUGCGCACGAGCUAUCGCAGAUGUCCGACCACGAGCCCGUUGGUAGCACACAAACUGAUCACAGCAUAGAGUUGGAAAAGUUGCAGAAAGCCUUGAAGGAGCAACAGGACGUCAACGUGCAAUUAAGGACCUACAUCGACGGUAUCCUAUUAGCCAUUGUUGAGAACUACCCGCAACUCCUAGAAGUCAAAUACCCAAAGCCAGAAGAGAGGUCA
Molecule: messenger RNA, 1167 nt
Organism: Iphiclides podalirius (scarce swallowtail)
Lineage: Eukaryota; Metazoa; Arthropoda; Insecta; Lepidoptera; Papilionidae
Source: the annotation of a GenBank genome assembly